This is a messenger RNA of Pogona vitticeps (central bearded dragon), 8073 nucleotides long. NCBI's taxonomy places the organism in Eukaryota, Metazoa, Chordata, Lepidosauria, Squamata, Agamidae. The record is from RefSeq and is a predicted model, not a curated record.
CACUCUUUCACUCACUCACCCGCGCUCUCUUGUUGCACUUCUGCCACCGAUCUCUGAUGGUUGGUUGGGCCUGAGUCAGUCAGCCCGCGAGAGAGCGAGAGAGAGAGACACGACAGACAGAACAGACGGAGGCAGAGGAACAAAGCCGAGACAACAAUGGGAAAUACACCGUCUCAAGGCAUGUCAAUGUUCAUCCAUUCUUAAGUAGCAGGCGUCGGGCGAAUUGCAGGAGGGAAGAAACCUGGACUCUGUUCCCUUUGUUUAAAGUCACCAGAUCCCGAGAGGACUAGCGCCCACAUGAUCUCAGCAGAUGAUGCAGAAUAUCCAAGGGAAUACCGGACCCUGGGCAAUGGCACACGCCGCUUUUCCAACGUAGGGCUGGUGCACACUUCAGAACGCCGGCACACUGUUAUUGCUGCCCAGAGCCUGGAAGCCCUCACGGGGCUCCAGAAAUCUGAGAUGGAACGGAAGCGGGAUGCCUUCAUGGACCACUUGAAAAGCAAGUACCCCCAGCAUGCCUUGGCGAUCCGAGGACAGCAAGAAAGGAUCCGGGAUCAGCAACCCAACUACUGGAGCUUUAAGACUCGAAGUUCCCGGCACACGCAGGGUUCACAACCGGGCCUGGCCGACCAAGCUAAACUUUCCUUUGCUUCAGCUGAGUCUCUGGAAACCAUGUCUGAAGCCGAGCUGCCCAUGGGGUUCAACAGGAUGAACCGUUUCCGGCAAAGUUUGCCUCUGUCUCGUUCCACCAGCCAAACAAAACUUCGAUCACCUGGCAUCCUUUUUCUACAGUUUGGGGAUGAAACGAGGCGAGUACACAUUACCCAUGAAAUUAGCAGCAUGGAUACUCUGCAUGCUCUCAUCGUCCACAUGUUUCCUCAGAAACUGACAAUGGGCAUGCUUAAGUCCCCCAACACUGCCAUCUUGAUCAAGGAUGAAUCUCGCAAUGUCUUCUAUGAGCUGGAGGAUGUCAGGGAUAUCCAGGACAGAAGCAUUAUCAAAAUCUAUCGGAAAGAGCCCCUCUAUGCCUCCUUUCCUGGAUCUCACAUCACCAAUGGAGACUUGCGGAGGGAGAUGGUCUACACGUCCAGAGAAUCCUCUCCCACACGACGCCUGAACAGCAUGUCCCCUGCCUCCCACCUCACUUCUAGUUCCCCUCCACCGGUGCUCCAGUCAUCUUCACCAUCCCGGUCCCGUAUGUCCUACAGCGGUGGGCGCCCUCCUUCCUAUGCUGGCAGCCCUGUGCAUCAUGGUGAACGCCUUUCUAACCUGCCACCAGCUCAGGGUGUUUCACCAAGCCCAAGUGCUAUCUUAGAACGUCGGGAUGUCAAGCCAGAUGAAGAUUUGGCUGGGAAGAACAUGGUGCUGGUGAAGAAUGAGGGCCUUUAUGCUGACCCUUACAGUAUGGUUCAUGAAGGACGUUUAAGCAUUACAUCCACUCAGUCAUUGGCUGGGAUGGGGGACCCGUUUGCCUACCCUGGGGGGCUGUAUAAGCGUGGUUCUGUACGCUCUCUCAGCACCUAUUCAGCUGCUGCCUUGCAGUCAGAACUGGAAGACAGCUUAUAUAAGCCCAGUGCACAGAUCUAUAGUGAUACCUAUGGUCCUGGAAUGGGUUUUCGCUUGCCCCCAUCAUCUCCCCAGAAAAUUGCUGAUGGCCGGCUGGUGGAUGUUCAACAGAGCCAAAGUCCCCACAGCCCUUACUCAGGGCCUCCAAGCCGGUCCUCCCCAGUACGUCAGUCUUUCCGCAAAGACUCUUGCUCCUCAGUCUUCAUGGAAAGUCCUGUCAACAAGCCACGGAAUACAAGCUCUUCAGGACCUCCAGAGCUCUUCCCUGGACCUGGGGAGCGUCCUCUGUCUGGGUUCAGCUCACCUGUGCCUGCCAAGGAUACAGAAACAAGGGAACGCAUGGAAGCCAUGGAGAAGCAGAUUGCGAGCCUCACAGGAUUGGUGCAGAGUGCAUUGAUGCGAAGCUCUGAUGCAGAAAACCCUAGUGAGAAGACAGAAGUAAGCAAUGGAGGGACACCAACAUCAGCACCUCCCAGCAGAAGCAACAUGGGAACUCCAGUCCCUGGCCCUCCACCCCAAUCUGCUACUGGCACGCCAGCUGGGCAGCCCACUGCUAUCACUCGUCUACACAUGCAGCUGCAUCUCCAUGACUUGCAGCAGAAUGCCAGUGACCUCCGCAAUCAGUUGCAACAGCUGAAGAAAUUGCAACUUCAGAACCAGGAGACAGUGAAGACGAUGCUGCGGCGGACAGAGACGGAGAUCAGCGUACGGGUGACAGACACAAUGCGCAAGCAGGAGGAUCCCUUGCAGCGGCAGCGCACCCUGGUGGAGGAGGAGCGCCUUCGCUACCUCAACGAGGAGGAGCUCAUCACCCAACAGCUCAAUGACCUGGAGAAAUCGGUGGAAAGGAUCCAGAAAGAUAUGACCCACAACCAUCGACUCAUCUCCACACAAGAGCUAGAGGAGAAAUCACUUGUGCUUAAGCAGUUGGGAGACACAUUGACAGAGCUGAAGGCUAAUUUUCCCAGCCUGCAGAGCAAAAUGCGUGUGGUCCUCCGUGUGGAGGUGGAGGCGGUGAAGUUCCUCAAGGAAGAGCCUCACCGACUGGACGGCUUAUUCAAGCGAUGCAAGGCAGUGACCGACACCCUGGCGCAAGUUCGCAAGCAAGUAGAGGAAGGUGUCUGGGACUCAUCCAGCAACCUUCUUAGCCAGUCUCCCAAGAAGGUGGAGCCAGAAAGUGACUUUAGCAGAAGCUUGGAUUUUGAACUACCUACCAGUCCCCCCAUGAACCUCCACGACCUAUCCACUUCUACAGACAGCUUAAGCACAUCCAGCUUUGGGCAAAGUCAAGGGCAGAGCCAUGUGUGCAAGAGCAGCAACCCGUCCCGAGGUUCAGAGAUGGUUGCCGUCAAGACCCAGACAGGCUCUGAUAUACCCAGCAAGAGGAGUGUGGACAGAUCAGUGUCUGUGGAGGCUGCUGAACGAGACUGGGAAGAGAAGCGAGCAGCCUUGACCCAAUACAGUGCUAAAGACAUUAACCGCCUCCUGGAAGAAACCCAAGCGGAGCUGAUGAAAGCUAUCCCUGACUUGGAGUUUGCCGCCAAGCACAAGCAGCCCUCCAGCAGCGGUGGCAGUGGGAGUGCCGCAUCCACCCCAGAGCACAAGCCCACCAAACCCCAGCAUGCUCAGAAGACCACAACCAAAAUGGACCCCAAUGGCCGGCGGGGAUCUGAAGAGCUGACAGUGCCCAGGUAUAGGACUGAGAAGCCCUCCAAGUCUCCCCCUCCACCUCCACCUCGGCGGAGCUUUCCAUCAUCCCACGGACUCACAACCACCCGCACAGGCGAGGUGAUAGUCACCAGCAAAAAGGAAUCCAGUUUCAUGAAGAAAGCUGAAUCCGAAGAGCUGGAGACCCAGAAGCCGCAGGUGAAACUGAGGAGGACUGUGUCAGAAGUUGCCCGGCCUGCCUCUACACCCCCCAUCAUUGCUUCUGCCAUCAAAGAUGAUGAUGAUGAAGACAGGAUUAUUGCUGAACUUGAGGUAUUUCAGAGAAGCUCAUCAUUUAUUCCUAAGUUCCGUUGUGAGCAGCUUGCACCAGCCUCAGACAUUUGGCCCAAUGGGGCCACUGUACCAACCGAAGGAUGGAAGGCUGCUAUUACUGCUGGCCGUCAUAUAGCUGGGGCAAACUGCAGCCUCCCACGGGCCCAGACACUGCGAUCCCAGGGUUCAGCAUUCUCAAAACUUCCAUCUGAUAAUAAUUCCCACCUUCCUCAUGUUCUCCUUUCUGAAUGGGUGUCCAACUUGCCAUUUCCUGAAUAUCAGCCAGAUGAAUGCUUGAAGGUAUGCAGUCCUUGGACCCCUGACCACCAGGCCAUUGAUGGACAUUUGGGGUUUAUUAGGUGGACUAUGGUGGAAAAGAAAGAGCUCCCAAAUGUCUUAUUGGGAAAGCUAAGCAAGAAUGAAAAGCAACUGAAAUCUUUGGUUCGUACAUCAUGUGGUCGGUCUAGUAAGGCCUUAACGUACAGUCAUUCUCUGCCAGCAAAACUGAGGAUUCGGAAAUUUCUGCCAGAGCUGGAAACAUCGCUUUCGCAUAAUAUUGAUCAAGAGAUAGAGGGAAGUACACGGAUACUUCAGACAUCUAAAACUCCACUAGAAGGUAACGUUCUUCCACUAGCAGGAGAAGACAUCACAUUUAUGCAUGUUGGGAAUGAGCAAGCAAGUAAUCUGCAGACAUGUGCCAAACAAGCUGAGAUCCACAAGUCAGAUAACCAAGCAGCUGCCAUCUCAUCAAAGGUCAUACUUGAUUAUAAGACAUCAUCUUCAACUACUGAGGGAAAUGAAGCAUUUGUGAGUUUGGAUAACAAAAAUGGCACCGAAGAACCAAAACAUAAAGAAGCCAAUCGUAGCCUAGAAGAGAUGGCUAUCACUUUGAAGGACUCUGACAUUGUUUGCACAAAGAUGCGGAGAGGUGACCUAACAGGUGUUUCAGAGUUGUGCUUUGCCCUGCAAAAUUCAAAGUCUCUGAUGAACAAACAAGCUGUUACAUGUGACACAGCAUCUAGGCAGCAGACAGCGCUAGAUGUUAUUGGUGCUAUCACGGGAGAGAAUGAAAUAAAGAGAGAAGUGGUAAUUACUCUUGCAGAGAAACAAAAGGAGCAUGCUUCUCUUGAUGCAGUGACCUUAAGAAGCCAAGGGAUCUGCAGGGACACUUUCCAAAGACUGGAGAGCCUAGAAGAGACCAUCAGAGACCUAGAAAUUGCUAUCAGUAAAAUUAGCUGCAAGACAUCUACUGACCUGGUAUUUCCUCAGAAUCCUCUCGGACAGCUGGGAUCGAAAGAGGCUGAACAUGGAAAAAGAAAGGUGGAGGCGGAGGCAGAUAUGCCCAGACACAACAUUUCGGGUUUCAGGGAUUUGAAGUUAGAUUGCCAGGAUUUAAGACAAUGUGAUGCAAACAAUAACAGACCAAGCUCCAAACCUCCUUUGCUGCCCAAACCACGAUUCCUGUUGAACAGCGAUCCACAGAGUGGUGGUGGUGUCUCAAUCCCAGCCAUGAAGAUGGUCAACCCAGCAUCGCGGCUGAAGCAAACCCAGCAGGGCAGCCCAGACAAAAGCAAACACAUAAAGCAACGCAUGGAAUACAUGCGCAUCCAGGGACAACAACAGGCCACUAGAACAACCAAGGAUCCUAGCACGAUGAAUGAGACUUCAAGCCCAGUCUCAGAAAAACCUACUUCGGGCAGGACCUCCAUCCCAGUACUGACUUCCUUUGGGUCACGGAACUCCUCCAUUUCAUUCUAAAAGCUCCUUUGCCAAUUUCUCAUUCAGUUGUUUUCCUACCUACUGCUACUGGGGAAACUGGGGAAGGCUUGCGUCUCACUUGUUCUGAUUUCUUCUGCCCCAUAUCACAACUGAGCCACCUAGGAAGGUCCUUCCCCUUAGAUAUUUUCAAGAUCCUCCAAAGCAGCCAACCUGCAGUCUCACUUUCUCCUCCAAAAUGACUAAUUUAUUGACUUGUUUCCUGUUCCUCAAAAGGGUCACUUUCUAUAUUACAGUGCACUCCAGAAUGGCCAAUUGACCAUCUCACACCCUUCUCCAACUGACCACCCUAUUCUUUUCUUUUCCUUUCUACAAUAUGGCUGACCUGGUGUUUUCUGUUUCUUCUCAGAACUCACUCUCCUCUCCCUUCCCCUCACUCCUCACUAGUUCCUGCCUCACUUUUCUACUCUGGCAGUUUAUGUUGUUAAUAACAUUAAGGAUUUUUGCCAGUUCUAUAGCCUCAGAGUAAAAAUAUUGCUGGUCAGUGGUAGUCUCUGCUACGCCUAUAAGGGCAGAGAAUGGAGUCACUGUAGAAACAUUUAGUGGGAGGGGGGCCCCACUUCUGAAGAUGCCUCAGAAACUUGUGGACAUUUGCUGCUAUUCACCUUUCCUUGCGUUUGAAAGAAAAAAUACUUGUAAUUAAUUGGUUAACAUGGAUCUUUGUGUAUGCUGAGUCAUUUGGUGGUGUUUUGACUUUGGGGCAUGUGCGUGCUUCCAUUUUGUGGGUUUCUGUUGUUUACUUGCUGUAUUAAAGACUGUUUUUGGAGUGGGGGGGUAUGCGUGUGUAUGCGUAUAUUACAAGUUGAUAUAUCUGUUUUUUUCUCUUCCAAGUCAUUGGAUUAAAUUUGGAAGAAGAGCAAAGACUUGAAAAAAAGCACUGAAUUUUCAGCCUGUAAUAAUGCCCCCCUCACCCCAUCUUCUCAACCAUGCAGAAGCAACCAACUAUUAAAAUAAAAUUUUAAAAAUGGGGAGGAGACUGUUACAAGAAGGGACACAGCCAAAGUAGGUAGCAGAAAGUUUGUCUGAGAGAUGUUCAGAACAGGGUCCACAGAAAGAAAGUCAUGCUUCCUAUGAAACUAAUCCACAAUGUAGCACUUUAAAUGUCUGUUCAAUUGCCAUUUCUGUGAGAGGGGAAGGAGCCCUCAAAACGUGUGGAAUACCAAAUAGGAGGCAAAAGUCAGGGAGAAGAGGGUGUCAGGGUAUCAAAGAAGCUGGUAAUUAAAAGAAAGGAGAGUUUGAGGAGAAUUUUCAGAGGAAUGAAGGGGAGGAAACAGUGUUCUGCCAUUUCUAAGUGUGUGUUUUUAAGGGGUGGGAAUAGAGCAGAGCAUAUAAAAGUUACUGUUUGGUAGCUUUCUGGUAGACAGUUGUCAUGCUAAUGAGAAAAUGCUCAGAGAUUAAGCCCAAGAAAAUAACUUUUACAAGCUCUGGCAUGGAGAUGGUCCCCAUCAUGAACAGGCAACUCGACUUUGCUCAGUUACUCCAAAGUAAGUUUCCUUUAUGAAAAGAAGUCUCAUGUGGAGACCCAUGUGAAAAGCAAACCCAUUCUGUAGCCAAGAUGGCUGAAGAGAUGGUAUUGCGAAGGCUGACCUCUUGCAUAUGCAGGCCUCAGAGCUAAAAGAAAAUGACAGGAUACUGAAGAGAAGCCAAGAACUGCUCGGCAGGUCUUCUAUUUCAUUGGGUUGCCUAUAAGAGGGCAGGCCAUGCCUCCAAACAAGAUUAUGUCUUGAUGUAACAGAUUGUGGAAGGCUUGGCCCAGCUGAGUAGAUUUUUAUUUUUUAAUUUUUUUACUGUUUAUAGAGUGAUUAGUGAAAAGUUGAAAUUUAUUUCCACAUCACGGACAACCUGCACCUUGGACUGAAAUAGAAAAGUCAGCUCUGAAGAAAGAAAUCCAGUCAGAAUUACGGGUCUUUCCCCCACAUACACACUUGACCAAUGCGAUGUGGAAACGUUAGCAUUUUUCUUAAAGAUUCUGCAUGACAUUUGGGUUGUGAAAAGCACAGAAGGAAAUGAUGAUUUAAAAAAAAACAGCACAGUGAAGAAGACACAUAAGGUAUGGGACAAUAUUUGGGGGAGGGAAAGAAUGUGGUACGUUAAUGGCUGAAUAAGAUGUGGAAUUCGGAAAGGCAAGUGGGCUUAGCAAGACAAGGGUAGCGUGGUUCAGAGUCAGGAAAGGUUUCUUUGAAUAAAAGUACCAAAUGCAUGUGUAUAUUCAUGCCAGGGUGGGUAGGUAAUGUUUUUUAAAGAGAAUACAUGGGCACAGCCUUGGGGUAGAGUUCAUCCUGCAUAAAUGCCAUGGGACCAGGGAACUCCACAACAUACAGCAAUGUCCUUGCAGAGUCCCCAUUUGUUUUCAGUUAUGUGGAGUUUCAGGAGAGCUUCCCCUAAUGUGAUGCCCCGAAAUGUUAAGCACAGACAGUAAAUGAAUCUGACAUGGCAUGUAGGCACAUGUGAGUGUGCAUCUGUAUCUUUAGCAACAUGGCGUUGUAAUGUAAAAAGAAAAGAAAUGAUGAGUCUGUAUGCAACAUAAUACAAGAUGUAAUCAUUCCUUGUUUUGUCAACUAGCUUGUCCUUUUUAAUUUUAUUAUGGGAAUGUUUCUUUUCUCUUUUUUUUUCCUUUUUUGGGUGGGGAGAAUGUGGGUGUUUGAUUUUUUUUAAUGGUUUUUCUUCUUUUCCCUUUUUUUGUAAAUCAGUCGUUUUUGUAUAAAAAUUUUAAGAGAAUCUUUUUUUGAAUAACAAAGUGUAAAAAAAAAA